UUUAUUUGGGGGUGGAGUUAAGGUUUUUUUUUUUUGGGAUUGUGUUUCUUUUGGGAUUUUUGUUUGUGUUGGUUGUAGAUCUGUGGUAGGUUUGGUUUGAAAUAUUGUGAAUUUGUUGGUAGAGGUUAGGGUUUUGAUUGUAUUUAAUGGGUGGAACAGUUUGCUCUGUUUAAGGUUUGUGUUUGAUUUGCUUUUCGGAUUGUCGAGGUUGCUACCUUCUUCUGCUUGCUCAAGAGGGUGUCUUGGAAUAUGUGAAAUUGUGAAUCUUUCAAAAAUAAGUGUCUCGGAUUUUCUUUUGUUCAUGCAUGUGUUGUUGUUGUUCUUGGCUUUGCAACUAACCCUUUUUUAUUCUUUAGUAUGUAAGGUUUGAUGUGCGUGUGAUGGUUUUCAUGAGAAAACACCAGCGACAUUGUUGGAAGCCGAGUCUAGUUGUGUGUUAUUUUUGGUGAAGUUAUUCUAGUUUGAUUACUAGUGGUUUGGUUCGGAAUUCUGAUGAUGGUCAAGUACUAUUUCAUGGCUGUAACAUUGCAUUUUUUUGCUUCCUAAUGCAUUAUGUUUCAGAGGAAAACUUUCUUCCUUCUAAUGCAACCGCAAAAAGCUAAUAAACUGUUUCCUUUUUGGAUUUAACUUGGGCUAAGCUCAAGGCUAUCCAAAAUGCUUUAUCGGAUCAAACACAAGUUACUCAUUGGUCGAUCAUGGAAGAAGUUAGAUUCGUUAAAUUACCCUCUUAAACUGUAAAAUAAUGGGGAACCUGAGGGAUGCACACAACUCUUUGUAUUUGUGGGAGAUCAUGUGUGUGUGUGUCUGUGUAUCUAUGUGUGUGUGUAUGCAUAGACAUUAUCUGUGAUUGGAUAGAAUUUCCAACGUUCUACAUUAUCUGUAGAACUAUCUUUCAUAAGAGAUUGGAAUCACUUGGAGGGUAAUCAUAUUUUGGUUAGAAUACAUAGUGUUUGUAGUUUUUAUUUUGUUUACUGAGUGUUAGGUUAUUAGACUGUAUAUCACACUUCGAUGCCAAGGAGGUAGGAUGCCAGGGAGGUAGGCAUUUUUUACAGGGUGCGUGGGUGUAGUAUCUGAGAUUGAGUUUUUUAGGAUGUCUCAAUGUGAUUUCUUUGAUCAAUGGACAAGAAGAUAGAUACAAAAUUUGGAUUGGUAUGAGGUAGGCAUUUUUUACAGGGUGCGCGGGUGUAGCAUCUGAGAUUGAGUUUGUUAGGAUGUCUCAAUGUGAUUUCUUUCAUCAAUGGACAAGAAGAUAGAUACAAAAUUUGGAUUGGUAUAUUAAAUAAACGUUCAUCUUAGAAAGCUAAUGCUUAUGAAGGGGACAAUUUUUAAUAGGUUAUUUGUGUUUUGUCAGUUUAUACUUGGCAUCUUUUGACUAUGAAGCCAGUUCAACAACCCAAGCCUACAAAGUUCCACCUAUGACCUGGCCUUGUUAAUUAACUUUCUUUUUGCUUUUCUUUUUCUGGAUUUUCGUGGGCUUAUUUAUUUGUGCCUAGUCAUAGCUGAUCUAGCACAGCUAUGCAUCAAAUUUUCAAUUUUAAAUAAGUGCAUAAAUUCACUGUCAUUUCUUUUGAUCAAUUGAUAUUGAGCCCUGCUACAUGUAUUGGAGGCUUCUUUUAUAUUGUCAAUUCUGCCAAUAUGCUCAUCUUUCUGUAAUUUCUCUGACAAAUUUGCGGUUUCUCUUGUUCCUAGUCCUAUGAGCAGAGGACAACCUAAUAUAGCUGUAUUACAUGUUUAAAUCUUGUAAUGAAAAAGGUUUAUAUAUGGUUUGAUACAAGAUGCUUUGACUCAAUUUGGGUGUCACAAUCUUAGAAAGGGUUGUGCGGACCACUCAGGCCUUGAGUCACAACAUGUGUUCUGGCAGCUGGUGAUUACUUUUGCUAGCAUGGCAACAAGUAAUUUAUUCUUUGAUGAUAUACGGAGCAAAGUUGAUGUUGAUCCUCCUCAAAAUGAAGAGUCAACAGAUGUUGGUGAAUUAGUAAAUGAUCCUGCACAAACUGCACUAAAACCUAAUGGUACUGUUUCAAGCAGUGUUCGUGAGCUUUUAGAGUGCCCUGUAUGCUUGAAUGCCAUGUACCCUCCAAUCCAUCAGUGUUCAAAUGGUCACACACUAUGCUCUGGCUGCAAACCCAGGGUCCAUAAUCGGUGCCCUACUUGUAGGCAUGAGCUUGGGAAUAUCAGAUGCCUGGCACUGGAGAAAGUGGCUGCAUCUUUGGAACUUCCAUGUAAAUAUCAAGGUUUUGGGUGCAUUGGUAUAUAUCCAUAUUACAGCAAGCUAAAGCAUGAAUCACAAUGUGCAUAUAGACCUUACAACUGUCCAUAUGCUGGUUCAGAAUGCUCUAUUAUGGGUGAUAUACCCUUCCUGGUGGCUCAUCUGAAAGAUGACCACAAAGUGGACAUGCACAAUGGUAGCACUUUCAACCAUCGCUAUGUCAAAUCAAAUCCACAUGAAGUUGAAAAUGCCACAUGGAUGUUGACGGUCUUCAGCUGCUUUGGUCAGUAUUUUUGUCUACAUUUUGAAGCUUUUCAGCUUGGAAUGGCUCCUGUCUACAUAGCCUUUUUGCGGUUCAUGGGUGAUGAUAAUGAAGCAAAGAAUUAUAGCUACAGUUUAGAGGUAGGUGGAAAUGGGAGGAAGAUGAUUUGGCAGGGUGUACCAAGAAGCAUCAGGGACAGCCACCGCAAGGUUCGUGACAGUUUUGAUGGUCUCAUCAUUCAGAGAAAUAUGGCCCUUUUCUUUUCCGGCGGUGACAGGAAGGAAUUGAAGCUAAGGGUUACUGGUAGGAUUUGGAAAGAACAAUGAAUGAAUAGGAGAUGAUGUCCUUCAACUAGCAAUGAUAUUUAGGCCAAUAGUUUGUAGUGCAAAGUCGUUUCUUGUAGUGAUAUGUACCUUCUGGUCAUGUAAUUGUCUUUUGCAACUUAGGAGGCAAACUCUCUUUGCUUAUCCUCACAUCAAGUACAUGAACAAGAAGUUGUACAUCGCAUCAUUAUGAUAAUAUAGAUAUGUAGAACCUUAAUUUUCUGUG
Molecule: messenger RNA, 3020 nt
Organism: Vigna unguiculata (cowpea)
Lineage: Eukaryota; Viridiplantae; Streptophyta; Magnoliopsida; Fabales; Fabaceae
Product: E3 ubiquitin-protein ligase DIS1
Biological process (GO): ubiquitin-dependent protein catabolic process; multicellular organism development
Cellular component (GO): cytoplasm
Molecular function (GO): ubiquitin protein ligase activity; protein binding; zinc ion binding
Source: RefSeq, a predicted model, not a curated record